ACUGCUGAACUAACAUCGACAACUGCAGGAUCAACAACUUUUGCAGAAAAACCUGCAACCACAACUGCAGGACAUAUAACAACUGCAGGACAGAUAAUAACUGCAGGAACCACAACGGCAACUGCUGAACCAACAUCACCAACUGCUGAAAAAACAACACCAACUGUAGGACCAACGACUGCAGUGCCAAAAACAGCGACUACAAUACUGACAACGAGAACUGCUGAACCAACAACAACUGCUGGUCCAAGAGCUACAACUGCAGUACACACAACAACUGUAAGAUCAUCAACAAGUGCAGUAUCAACACUGACAGCUCCUGAACCAAACACAACAACUGCAGGACCACUGCAGAAAACAACUCCAACAGUAGGACCAACGACUGCGGUGCCAAAAACAGCGACUACAGGACUGACAACGAGAAGUGCUGAACCAACAACAAUUGCUGGACCAAGAGCUUCAACUACAGGCCAAAUAUCGACAACUGCUUUACUAACAACAACUGCAGGACCAACAACUCCAAAUGCUGAAAAAACAACACCAACUGUAGAACCAACGACUGCAGUGCCAAAAACAACUAGAACUGCUGAACCAACCACAAUUGCUGGACCAAGAGCUUCAACUGCAGGCUCAAUAUCGACAACUGCAUUACCAACAACAGCUGCAGGACCAACAACAACUACGUUAACUACUACCACGGGAUCCACAACAAAGACUGCAGGACCAACAAUCCCAACUGCUAAACCAACAACAACUGCUGGUCCAAGAACUACAACUGCAAUACACACAACAACUGUAAUAUCAUCAACAAGUGCAGUAUCAACACUGACAGCUCCUGAACCAAACACAACAACUGCAGGACCAAUAACGACAACUGCUUUACCAAAACAAACGGCAAGACCAUCAACAACAACAUUAACAAAUACCGCAGGAUCAACGACCAACGACUGCAGUGCCAAAAACAGCAACUACAGGGCUGACAACGAGAACUCCUGA
Molecule: messenger RNA, 996 nt
Organism: Gadus morhua (Atlantic cod)
Lineage: Eukaryota; Metazoa; Chordata; Actinopteri; Gadiformes; Gadidae
Product: hepatitis A virus cellular receptor 1-like
Exons: 2
Source: RefSeq, a predicted model, not a curated record